Zalophus californianus (California sea lion) is the source of this 2509-nucleotide messenger RNA. It is a transcript of the gene EPN1, whose product is annotated as epsin 1. The record is from RefSeq and is a predicted model, not a curated record. Gene Ontology annotation, cellular component: plasma membrane; clathrin vesicle coat; endosome. Gene Ontology annotation, molecular function: phospholipid binding; clathrin binding. Gene Ontology annotation, biological process: endocytosis. NCBI's taxonomy places the organism in Eukaryota, Metazoa, Chordata, Mammalia, Carnivora, Otariidae. Bases 301 to 2109 code for a protein of 602 amino acids. The transcript is spliced from 10 exons.
CCGCCGGGCUCUCUGCGCCCCUCCCGGGCGCCGGGGCGGCGGGGCCGUCGGCGUGCGGCCCAUCCGUGCGUCCGCGCGUGCGCCCGAGUGCGCCUUCGCGUCCGCCGCCCGCGGCCAGGCGCGCGCCCCGCGACACCGAGGCCGAGCUGGGGCAGGGGUCUGCCCGCCAUGACCCCCCGGAGCCCGGCGUGAGGGGCCGAGAUGCGGUGACCCACCAGCUCCUGCCGCUGUUGUCUUCCUCGAGUCACUCCAUCUCGCCACACCCCGGGGGGCCCAGCACCCUCACCACCACCUGACACCAUGUCGACCUCGUCGCUGCGGCGCCAGAUGAAGAACAUAGUCCACAACUACUCAGAGGCCGAGAUCAAGGUCCGAGAAGCCACGAGCAACGACCCCUGGGGCCCGUCCAGCUCCCUAAUGUCUGAGAUCGCUGACCUCACCUACAAUGUCGUCGCCUUCUCCGAGAUCAUGAGCAUGAUCUGGAAGCGGCUCAAUGACCAUGGCAAGAACUGGAGGCACGUCUACAAGGCCAUGACGCUGAUGGAGUACCUCAUCAAGACCGGCUCGGAGCGCGUGUCACAGCAGUGCAAGGAGAACAUGUACGCCGUGCAGACGCUGAAGGACUUCCAGUACGUGGACCGUGACGGCAAGGACCAGGGUGUGAACGUGCGUGAGAAGGCCAAACAGCUGGUGGCCCUGCUGCGUGACGAGGACCGGCUACGGGAGGAGCGCGCCCACGCGCUCAAGACCAAGGAGAAGCUGGCGCAGACUGCCACUGCCUCCUCAGCAGCGGUGGGCUCUGGGCCGCCCCCGGAGGCAGAGCAGGCGUGGCCACAGAGCAGCGGGGAGGAGGAGCUGCAGCUGCAGCUGGCCCUGGCCAUGAGCAAGGAGGAGGCCGACCAGCCCCCGUCCUGCGGCCCCGAGGAUGACGUCCAGCUCCAGCUGGCCCUUAGUUUGAGCCGAGAGGAGCACGACAAGGAAGAGCGGAUCCGCCGUGGGGACGACCUGAGGCUGCAGAUGGCCAUAGAGGAGAGCAGGAGGGAGACCGGCGGCCAGGAGGAGUCAUCCCUCAUGGAUCUUGCUGAUGUCUUCACGGCCCCGGCUCCACCGCCAGCCUCGGACCCCUGGGGGGGCCCAGCACCCAUGAGCGCCCACACCUCGGACCCUUGGGGGGGUGCCCCUGUCCCUCCAGCUGCUGAUCCCUGGGGUGGUCCAGCCCCUACACCAGCCUCUGGGGACCCUUGGAGGCCUGCUGCCCCUGCGGGGCCCCCGGUUGACCCUUGGGGUGGGACCCAGGCCCCUGCAGCUGGAGAGGGGCCCACGCCUGACCCGUGGGGGAGCUCUGAUGGUGGGGCCCCAGUUGGCGGACCCCCUGCCUCUGAUCCCUGGGCUCCAGCCCCGGCCUUCUCAGACCCCUGGGGAGGGUCACCUGCCAAGCCCAGCACCAAUGGCACUGCAGCAGUGGGGUUUGACGCGGAGCCUGAUGAGUUCUCUGAUUUUGACCGACUGCGCACGGCCCUGCCAACCUCCGGGAGCAGCACAGGGGAGCUGGAGCUGCUCGCUGGAGAGGUGCCUGCCCGCAGUCCUGGGGCGUUUGACAUGAGUGGGGUCGGGGGCUCUCUGGCUGAGGCUGUGGGGAGCCCCCCACCCGCAGUCGCUCCAACACCGCCACCGCCCACACGGAAGACACCAGAGUCAUUCCUGGGGCCUAACGCAGCUCUUGUCGACCUGGACUCGCUCGUGAGCCGGCCGGGCCCCACGCCGCCAGGAGCCAAGGCCUCCAACCCCUUCCUGCCAAGCGGUGAGUGUGGGCCUCCCAGGCUGGUCCUUCCUGCCGACCUCCUCCCCAGGCAGACCCCUGACUCUGCUCUGCGUAUCUCCUCUCCUUUCUCUCCUGUAGGAGCCCCGACAACCGGUCCCUCCAUCACCAACCCCUUCCAGCCUGCACCCCCUGCGACGCUCACGCUGAACCAGCUCCGGCUCAGCCCCGUGCCCCCGGUCCCUGGAGCACCACCAACAUACAUCUCUCCGCUUGGUGGGGGCCCUGGCCUGCCCCCCAUGAUGCCCCCAGGCCCCCCGGCCCCCAACACUAACCCCUUCCUUCUAUAAUCCAGGAGGGAGGGGGAUUUGGCCUGGCCUGGCUUCCCCCAUUUCUGCUCCCUGGGAGACCAGUGUUGUGAGUGCAUGUGAAGCGGGGGACCCCCCGCCCCCACCCCAGCACCCUCUCCCUCCUGGGGCCCACUCACACUACACCCUCUUCCAUGUCCCCCACCCCACCUCCCUGGAGAGAAACUGGACACGGGGGAUGGGGAGGGGUGCUGGCCAGAGGAGGACCCCUUUCCUGUGGCAUUAGGAAGGGGAGGGACAGCUGGGGGUCCCCCCACCCAUUCCCUUCCCUCCCAACUGGCCCCUCAGUCAGUGUUUGAGCCUCCUCGUCCCCAUGCACAUCCCUUGGUGAAUCCUUGGUGAUAAUUUUGGCGACUUCGGGAAUAAAUGGCAAUUCUCACGG